Messenger RNA from Hyla sarda, 3864 nucleotides. RefSeq names its product ATPase sarcoplasmic/endoplasmic reticulum Ca2+ transporting 1 (gene ATP2A1). The coding region runs from base 318 to 3209 and encodes 963 amino acids. Gene Ontology annotation, cellular component: membrane. NCBI's taxonomy places the organism in Eukaryota, Metazoa, Chordata, Amphibia, Anura, Hylidae. The transcript has 24 exons. Gene Ontology annotation, molecular function: P-type calcium transporter activity; ATP hydrolysis activity; ATP binding. Gene Ontology annotation, biological process: intracellular calcium ion homeostasis; calcium ion transmembrane transport. The record is from RefSeq and is a predicted model, not a curated record.
UUUAACCUGUAUAGCAGUUACAGAAACAGCAAAGGUACCAGGUCGAGGGGCCUCAAAUCUGAAGACAGGGAAAGAUCCUAGAAGCAGAACUGGUAUCUAUAAGACAUUAAGUCCGGGCAUAGGGACACCACACAGUAUAGAGUGUCAGCGCCGGCGGCCGCAACAAACAGCAUGAGGAGGGCAGCGCUUGCGGGUGAUAUGGCUUUUCAGUAGGAGGUCCGAUGAAGCACUAGACGUGUGAAACAGCUGUUGCCUCCUAUUCAGCUGUACACCCCUACUUUUGUUUUGUCUCCCACGUGUCAACAUUGUCAGAAGUUAUGGUCCAUGAGCUCCCAGCUGAGGAGGGAAAGUCCAUUUGGGAACUGGUCGCAGAACAGUUUGAAGAUCUGCUUGUCCGAAUUCUGUUGCUGGCUGCUGUCAUAUCUUUUGUGCUGGCCUGGUUUGAAGAAGGUGAAGAGACAAUCACAGCUUUUGUGGAACCCUUUGUCAUUCUGCUGAUUCUCAUCGCUAAUGCAGUUGUAGGAGUCUGGCAGGAAAGAAAUGCUGAAGAUGCCAUUGAAGCUCUUAAGGAGUAUGAGCCUGAGAUGGGAAAAGUUUACCGUAGUGACAGAAAAUCGGUACAAAGAAUAAAGGCAAGAGAGAUUGUGCCUGGUGAUAUUGUGGAAGUAGCAGUUGGUGACAAAGUCCCAGCUGACAUCAGACUCAUCAGCAUUAAAUCCACCACCCUGCGUAUUGACCAGUCCAUCUUGACAGGAGAAUCCGUCUCUGUCAUCAAACACACAGAUCCUGUUCCUGACGCCAGGGCUGUCAACCAGGACAAGAAAAACAUGCUGUUCUCUGGUACCAAUGUAGGAUCUGGUAAAGCCAUUGGCAUUGUCAUUGCCACUGGAGCCAGCACUGAAAUUGGUAAAAUUCGUGAUGAGAUGGCCGCCACAGAACAAGAGAAGACCCCACUUCAGCAGAAACUUGAUGAGUUUGGCGAGCAGCUGUCCAAAGUCAUUUCCCUCAUCUGUGUUGCUGUAUGGAUGAUCAACAUUGGACACUUCAAUGACCCCAUCCAUGGUGGCUCUUGGAUCAAAGGAGCUAUUUAUUACUUUAAAAUUGCCGUGGCUCUGGCUGUAGCUGCUAUUCCUGAAGGUCUCCCCGCUGUAAUCACCACUUGUCUGGCCUUGGGUACAAGACGUAUGGCUAAGAAGAAUGCAAUUGUCAGAAGCUUGCCCUCUGUGGAAACUCUUGGUUGCACAUCAGUCAUCUGCUCUGACAAGACUGGCACUCUGACCACUAACCAGAUGUCUGUCUGCAGGAUGUUUGUCCUUGAUAAAGUUGAGGGUGAUGUCUGCUCCCUGAAUGAGUUCACCAUCUCUGGCUCCACCUAUGCCCCCGAAGGAGAAGUUAUGAAGAAUGAUAAGGUUGUGAAGACUGGUCAGUAUGAUGGGCUAGUGGAAUUGGCCACAAUCUGUGCACUUUGCAAUGACUCUUCUCUUGACUUCAAUGAGACCAAAGGAGUGUUUGAGAAGGUCGGAGAAGCCACUGAGACUGCCUUGACAACUCUUGUUGAAAAGAUGAACGUAUUUAACACAGAAGUAAAGAGCAUGUCCAAAGUCGAGCGUGCCAACGCCUGCAACUCUGUUAUCAAACAACUGAUGAAGAAAGAAUUCACCCUAGAGUUCUCCCGUGACAGGAAGUCCAUGUCCGUCUACUGCACACCCGCCAAAGCCUCCCGUGCUGCAGUUGGUAACAAGAUGUUUGUGAAGGGUGCCCCAGAAGGUGUCAUUGACCGUUGCAACUACGUACGUGUGGGCACAACACGUGUACCUCUCACUUCUGCUAUCAAGGAUAAAAUCCUGACUGUAAUCAAGGAAUGGGGCACAGGUAGAGACACCUUGCGUUGUUUGGCUCUUGCUACAAGAGACACCCCACCAAAGAGAGAAGACAUGCUCCUUGAGGAUACCACCAAGUUUGCUGAUUAUGAGAGUGAUUUGACAUUUGUCGGCUGCGUGGGUAUGCUGGAUCCCCCUCGUAAGGAAGUCAUGGGCUCAAUUCAACUUUGUCGUGAAGCUGGUAUCCGUGUCAUCAUGAUCACUGGUGAUAACAAGGGCACAGCCAUUGCCAUCUGUCGUCGUAUUGGCAUCUUUGGUGAAAAUGAUGAUGUAUCAGGACGUGCCUACACUGGUCGUGAAUUUGAUGAUCUGCCCCCAGCAGAACAAAGAGAAGCCUGCAAACGUGCUUCUUGCUUUGCCAGAGUCGAGCCAAGUCACAAAUCCAAGAUUGUUGAGUUCCUGCAGUCCUUCGAUGAAAUCACAGCUAUGACUGGUGAUGGUGUAAAUGAUGCCCCAGCUCUUAAGAAAGCUGAGAUUGGUAUUGCUAUGGGUUCUGGUACUGCUGUGGCUAAGACAGCCUCUGAAAUGGUGUUGGCUGAUGACAACUUCUCCACAAUUGUGGCUGCAGUAGAAGAGGGUCGUGCCAUUUACAACAACAUGAAGCAAUUUAUCCGCUACCUCAUUUCCUCCAAUGUAGGAGAGGUCGUCUGUAUCUUCCUUACUGCUGCUUUGGGUCUCCCUGAGGCUUUGAUCCCUGUGCAACUGCUCUGGGUAAACCUGGUCACUGAUGGUCUUCCUGCUACAGCCCUGGGCUUCAACCCCCCCGACCUGGACAUCAUGGACAGACCACCCCGUAGCCCCAAGGAACCCCUCAUCAGUGGCUGGCUCUUCUUCCGUUACAUGGCCAUUGGAGGCUAUGUGGGUGCUGCCACUGUAGGUGCUGCUGCUUGGUGGUUCAUGUGCGCUGAUGAUGGACCUCAAGUGUCUUUCUACCAGCUGAGCCAUUUCAUGCAAUGUACAGAGGACAAUCCUGACUUUGAGGGUCAUGAAUGUGAAAUCUUUGAAUCUCCAGUUCCCAUGACCAUGGCUCUGUCCGUGUUGGUGACUAUUGAGAUGUGCAAUGCUCUUAACAGUCUUUCAGAGAACCAGUCUCUGAUCAGAAUGCCCCCAUGGGUCAACAUUUGGCUCCUGGGCUCCAUCUGCCUCUCCAUGUCCCUCCACUUCCUGAUCCUUUACGUUGAUCCUCUGCCAAUGAUCUUCAAGUUGACACCCCUGGACGUUACUAAGUGGCUUGUUGUACUGAAGAUGUCUUUCCCUGUCAUUCUAUUGGAUGAACUUUUGAAAUUUGUUGCCCGUAACUACCUUGAAGACAGAGAACAUCUGCAGUAAAAGGAAUUCAGCUUUUUACUGAAACACGUCAGAUCUCAGCCCACAUAUGCCCACAUAUCCAUUAAGACUUUCUCUAUCCCCUCCUAACAAUUCAUCUUGUUUCCCUUCAACACAUCACUGCCAAAUCUCCACCUGUCUUCCCAAAGUCCGUACAUCCUGGUGUAUGCCAGGCGUGAUUACAAGGGCUCUGUUACUGAUGGGCUGUUUUUCUGUUUCCAAGUACCUUUUUAAGUUUUGCUUCCAGUCAUCUUGCCCCUUUUUUAUAGCGCUCCCCUCCCGUUUCUCCUGUUAAAUCAGCAUUCAAGUGAAGGAAAACGUCAUACAGCUGGAGAAUACCUGGACUAAGAAUGUAUUGCCCCCCCAAAGUCUAUUCCAACAGUGAAUGUCACAGUCGUUGUUUUGUAAAUUGCAGCGUCAUGUUAUCCUGAUCGCAGCCCUUCGAGGGAGUUGCAGCUUGUAGCAAAGAAAAAAAAAAGGAAGCGAGAAAAACCAAAUGAAAACUGUUCUAGCUAUUUAUUAAAAUUAAAUAAUAAGUUAAACUAACAAUUGUAGCACGUAUGUUUUCUUCUGGGGGAGUGUAUCUCAUUUGAUAGAGGGUCUUUUACAGCUUCGUUCACAACUGAAUUUGAGCCUAUAUCAGACAUCUAUGUCACAA